Punctularia strigosozonata HHB-11173 SS5 is the source of this 1017-nucleotide messenger RNA. RefSeq names its product Phosphoenolpyruvate/pyruvate domain-containing protein. The transcript is spliced from 4 exons. The record is from RefSeq and is a predicted model, not a curated record. The annotation marks the transcript as partial. Lineage: Eukaryota; Fungi; Basidiomycota; Agaricomycetes; Corticiales; Punctulariaceae. Gene Ontology annotation, molecular function: catalytic activity.
CCUGGAGUAUUCGACGGCAUCUCAGCACACGUUGCCAACUCCAUAGGAUUCGACUGGAUCUACCUCGCAGGCUCCGGAACCUCAGGCAGCUACUGCGGUGAACCUGACCUCAGUGUUAUCACCAACACCGAAAUGGCUGAGGUCGGGCGCAUGGUCGUCCAGGCAUGCGAGGGAACGCCGGUGAUCGCGGACGCGGACACCGGUUUCGGGGGCCCGUUGAACAUUUCGCGUACGAUUGCUAUGUACGAAGCUGCCGGUAUUGCCGGAUGUCAUAUUGAGGACCAGACAUUCCCCAAACGAUGUGGCCAACUUGAUGGGAAAGAUGUCGCUGACAUUGACACCUACGUGGAACGUAUAAUCGCUGCUGUCAAAGCCAGGCGCAACCCGGACUUCCUUAUCAUCGCCAGAACGGACGCGCGCAACGCCAUCCAAUUCGGCGGUCCCGACGCAGGCGAGCACGCAUUCGAAGAGGGCGUCAAGCGUCUGAAAGCUGCUCUGGAUGCCGGUGCGGACAUGGCGUUCAUGGAGUCCCCGCGUGGAAGGGAGGAGUGCGCACGAUUGGUCAAGGCACUCGAGGGUAAACCGGUCAUGAUCAAUGUGCUUCCGGACGGUCUCACAGGGAACCUGACGACGCAGGAAUGCACUGAUCUCGGCUUUGCCUCCGUGAUGUAUCCUUGCACUGGAUUUGUGCCUGCCAUGCUCGCCUUGCAGCGCAGCUAUGGCAUGUUAAAGGCAAGUAUUCCGCCGGACAGCGUUCGUCGUGUUGUUCUCACCAAUCCCGAUCCAGAACGAAGGAAGCGACUUGAAGGCGUGCGAAGGCAAGACCAUCAAGGACUUCUUCCAACAGGUUGGUUACUGCUGUCCGUAUCAGCGAAAUCCUUAACAACUCACGUAUCCCUUGAUGAACAGGUUGGCCUCAAGCAGGCGUUCGAGUACGUAGGAGAGGUCGAAAAGGAACAGAAGAGGGACGUGCCAGGAGAUCGCUACGAGAACCUCAGGCAUGAUCAACUAUUCUGA